Eleginops maclovinus (Patagonian blennie) is the source of this 2422-nucleotide messenger RNA. It is a transcript of the gene faima, whose product is annotated as Fas apoptotic inhibitory molecule a. The coding region runs from base 162 to 704 and encodes 180 amino acids. NCBI's taxonomy places the organism in Eukaryota, Metazoa, Chordata, Actinopteri, Perciformes, Eleginopidae. The record is from RefSeq and is a predicted model, not a curated record. Gene Ontology annotation, biological process: canonical NF-kappaB signal transduction; positive regulation of neurogenesis; negative regulation of extrinsic apoptotic signaling pathway via death domain receptors. The transcript is spliced from 5 exons.
UGUUACCAUAGCAACAGCAUAGUCACAUCUCAUCUGUUGACUGUGCUGUAGCUAAUAACUAGCGUUAGCUGUGAAUAAGCUGCGCUAAAGUGUCCUGCGGAUCAUUUUUUACCUACUGAGCCUGACUGCUUACUUUGGAGUAUUAAGAAGAAGAAGGAAACAUGUCGAAUGAUCUUGCCGGUGUGUGGGAAGUGGCACUGAGUGAUGGAGUCCACAGGAUAGAGUUUGAACACGGUACGACCACCGGGAAGAGGGUCAUCUUGGUGGAUGGAAAGGAGAUACUGAGACGGGACUGGAUGUUCAAACUUGUGGGGAAGGAGACUUUCAAUGUGGGCAAAUCGGACACCAAAGCCACCAUUAACAUUGAUGCAGUCAGCGGGUUUGCAUAUGAGUACACGUUGGAGAUCAACGGGAAGAGCCUGAAGAAGUACAUGGAGAACAGGUCAAAGGUCACCAGCACCUGGGUUCUGAACUUGGACGGCAUUGACUGCAGGGUGGUGCUGGAGAAAGACACCAUGGAUGUUUGGUGUAAUGGACAAAACAUUGAGACUGCAGGGGAGUUUGUGGAGGACGGCACAGAAACACAUUUCACGCUGGGAGACCACAACUGCUGCGUGAAGGCUGUGAGCAGUGGGAAGAGGCGGGACGGCAUCAUCCACACGCUGCUCGUGGAUGGAACAGAGAUAGCCGAGUGCACCGAGUGACUGUGUGUGAAAACUUGUGUGAAACCAGAGACUCUUUGAAUCUGUGAAACAGAGAGGGUGAAGAGGAGGGGUCCUUGAAGAGACAGAAAUAUGUACUCCUAUGGCUUGAUGGCCAUGCUUUGGAGUGUAAAUUAGCCAUAUAUUGGUACUGUAAGGGUUGUUCUGUAAGUACAGGGAUAGUUUGAAUGUUUAAGUGGAGUUUUAUCAGGAAUCCAUAGUCAGUCACUUUCAAAACUAACCAAAUUCUCAUAGUUUAGUAAUGGACCAGCAACUCCUUUGUUCUCGGAGUUUGAAUUGACUUUUUGUCAGUGGAGUCUGGUAGCUUUGAAGACAGCAUCGAUACUCCUUCAGUUCCCGGUCAAAAAAAGCUCUAUAAAGGCAAGGUACAGUGGUGGUAACAUUCUAAAUACAGUGUUCACCCAAGUUGAUCUUGAACUAUUUUGGUGGUCCUUUCUUUUAGGUGUCUAAAAGAUGUUUUGCAGCAGCAGUAGAUACUCCUGUGCCAUUACUCCUGUCUGUUUCUCCAAACUAAGGGCAUGCCAAACUCCAUCUACUGUAGGUAUACACUGACUAUGGAUGAUUAUUACCUUAUAAAACCCCAAUUAAAACAGUUUGAACUUUGUCUUUAAUAGAGUAAUAGUAGAACCUGCUGUUUUAAGUGUUACCAAACAUCAGAAUACUGUCUUAAAGAUGUUAAAAUCUAUUUUGAGCUCUACUUUAUAUUGAUAUUAAUAGUUCAAUUUCAGCAAUAUGAUCAGCAUUAGAGGCCAGAUGUGCCAUAUUUAUGUAACUCAGCCUAGCUCUGUUGUCUUUCUGUGUGAAACGCUGGAGUCAUUUUGUAAUAAACCUCCCACUAUUCUCCUUCAUCAUGCUCCCUAUAUUAUAUAAAAAUAGAAACAAAUAUUUCGAUUCCAGCAUGCACUGCUCAGGAGUGAUCUGUGUUUAGAUUUAUGUUAAAAGGACUUUGUGAAGCUGAUGGGUGUUACAGGAAUGUGUAAUUAGCUUUUAGCAGACUGCUGUUGGUGUGUUUAAAAAAACGCUAGGGUGCUUCAUACACAAUCAUAUCAUUCAGAAGAAACACAGCUGAAGUCAAUCACUCGUUAAGGAGACUCCGGGUCAUCCUCGAGAGAAGUGUGGAAUCCUGUUGUGCUGUCAAAUGAUGAGUCUCAUUAUGUAUGUGAAAGACAGAUGGUUACAUAUAAAACAUGUUGUUGUAAAAUCAGUCAUUAGGUUUAGGCUAUAUUUUGUACAUUUAAGAAAAGAGAAUUUACCACAGUCAAAUACAGCUUUUAUUCUCAAACCUAUUUUAACCAAUAGGAAAAAAUACCUAGUUUAAGGUAUGCCAAGGUCUCUAUGACAACUGCUUAUUGAUGAUGCAGCUGCAGAGAGCCGGGUCAUUCCAGAAUGAGUUAAUUAUGAAUUAUUUGAAAGUUCAAAGGUGGGACAGAAACUUUCCUCAAAUUAUAAAGUGUCCCAGAUACUGACUGAGCAUUACAUGUGUUGUCGAGUCAAGUUAUUUCUACAGUAGGGUGAACUUUAAUGCUCAUAAUAAUGUGUUUCCAACAAAUGUUCUAUUGUGUUAUUAAGAAUAUGAAGGACUUUCAUUUAUGGUUUUCACAGGUCCUGUAUUUAAGCUUUUAUCUCAAUACAUGUUCUGCAUUUUGUUUACUGUUACAUGUUUGUAUUUCAUUUAAAUAAAUCCAUGUAGCUGGAUCAAG